Portunus trituberculatus (swimming crab) is the source of this 1806-nucleotide messenger RNA. RefSeq names its product probable glutamate receptor. Lineage: Eukaryota; Metazoa; Arthropoda; Malacostraca; Decapoda; Portunidae. Gene Ontology annotation, cellular component: membrane. The record is from RefSeq and is a predicted model, not a curated record. Bases 205 to 1563 code for a protein of 452 amino acids. Gene Ontology annotation, molecular function: glutamate-gated receptor activity. The transcript has 8 exons.
GACUAUUUCCCACACACAGAUCUGUCACUCAGGUGAACGUGUUGGUGUGGCAGCCGUACAGCGUUCCCAGCAGCACGCCCCUGAGGGUGGCCACCUGGACGCCCAGCGGGAAGCUGACCCUCGUCUCCCACGUGUCACUCUUCCCCGAUAAAUUUUCUGUGUAGUAAAACUGAAGUCCUUGAGUUCUGAGAGAAAGGCAAUGAUAUGAGUGUCCAAUUGAUUCUUCACCACAAAGGAGACACAUUCAUUGUCCUAAGAGCACUGUGUUCUACACUACCCUGUAGGUUCACGACCCCUCCGACCCUCACCGUGGCGGUGGAGUUCCUGCCCUACCACACAUUAACCUGGGUAGAGGACCCGCGCGAGCCUGGCGGACGCCGCCUACUCCUCACGGGUUUUGUGGAUGAAAUCGUAAAGUAUCUUGCCAGAGCCAUGAAUUUCAGGUACAGGUACGUGGUGUCCCCAGAUGGAACCUUCGGCACCAGGCUGCCUGACGGCUCCUGGACGGGCCUGAUGGGCAUGGUGGUGCGGGAGGAGGCAGACUUCGCACCAGGACCGUUUAUAAUCAAUCCUCAGCGAUACGAGGCAGCGCAGGCAGCGGCGCCUUAUUCUGGCUCAAACAUCAGAAUACUUGGAGGCCUGAAGGGGCUAGAGAUGGAUCCGUGGGGCUUCCUGUUUCCCCUCACACCCCUGGUGUGGACGGUCACUUUGGUAAUGCUAGUGGGGGUGCAUUUCGUCUUACAAGUACUUCCAUCUUGUCUGCUCGGCAAACGGCUGUGUAGUGAGGCCUGGCUGAUGGAUCCCUCACACUCAAUGCGCGUCCUUCUGCAACAAGACGUGGUGUGGCCCGUGCAGUGGUUGUGGUGGGAGCGUCUGUUGCUGGGGCUGUGGAUGCUGACCACGCUGGUGCUGACCAAGAGCUACGCCGGCAACCUCAUGUCCCUGCUGGCCGUAAGAUACGUGCCGCAGCCCUUCCAGACCAUUCAUGACGUCUUGGAUCACCCGAGCGUGUCCGUGAUAAGCCAGAAACACUCAAGCUACGAGCAAACACUCAUGGAUGUAAAGUCUGGGGUCCUGCGGAAGGUCGCUGACCUACAGCAGGAGGGUCGCCUAGAGUUCCAUACACUGAAGCAGCUGCCCCGGAGCAUUGACACCUUGGUGAGGGGAGGGACGCACGUCCACGUUGGCCUCGACAUCAACCUGAGAAGCCAGAUUGCUUUGGACUUCUCUAAAAAUGGUCGGUGCGGGUUCUACAUAUCGAGGGACGGGAUGCUGCCACUCUCUGCCUCAAUGAUGAUACAGAAGACCAGCCCUCUCGUGCACGGCUUCGAUCAGAGACUUUUGCUACUCGUUGCUCACGGAUUAAGACUAAACUGGAUAGAGCAUUUUCCAAACUCUACGGAGUGUAACAACGUUCCCAAGAGGAUCGCGGUCAGUACGCACAUCUCUAUUUCAAAUAUUUGGGGACUAUUCGCAGUGCUUGCCGGGGGUAUGGCGGCAGCACUGGUGGUGUGGUGUGCUGAGCUGCUCAUCAGACCACCAGAGAACACAGCUUCCCCUUAGAACCUGAUGUCUAGUCUCAGAUUAGGAAUUCCUCUCAGUACUUUCAGGACGGCACAGACACCCGCUCACCAGGGGUCAGACAAGCCAAGAAAGCGGCAGCAGCGACAGCAGACUUGGUGACGCUAUGAGGGAACAACAUACACUCAGCUGUUCAUAACCAACGCAAUGUGAAGAAUUUGACAUUAUAAAUGUUAUUUUUCAGUAAAUAAAGGAAUAAGAGCUCAAUACGUUCCUCAAGCAAUA